Molecule: messenger RNA, 2295 nt
Organism: Closterium sp. NIES-65
Lineage: Eukaryota; Viridiplantae; Streptophyta; Zygnematophyceae; Desmidiales; Closteriaceae
Source: the annotation of a GenBank genome assembly
AUGCCGGAGGGUAUACGCAAGUAUUACGUGGGUCUGCUAAACCUAAUUCUGCUCUUCUUAAUCGCCUGGCAAGCGUCGCCUUACGCCACGAGAAGUUACGAUUACCGCGGCGUGACCGGCGGCGCUGGUGGAAAGGGAAUGAUGACGCUAGGGAAGGACGUGCCUGUACGGAGUUCCGCCGCCACCGACGCCAAGGAGGUGUCGCUGGAUUCGACUCAGAAGUCAUAUCCUCUCCCCCCCCUUCCUCUCCUCCCCCAAUUCCCCGUUCCCUUUCCGAAUCCGACUCGCAGUUCCGCCGUCACCGACGCCAAGGAAGCGUCGAUGGAUUCGACUCAGAAGUCAUAUCCUCCCCCCCCCCCUUCCUCUCCUCCCCCAAUUCCCCGUUCCCUUUCUGAAUCCGACUCGCAUUCCGCCGUCACCGACGCCAAGGAAGCGUCGCUGGAUUCGACUCAGAAGUCAUAUCCUCCCCCCCCCCUUCCUCUCCUCCCCCAAUUCCCCGUUCCCUUUCCGAAUCCGACUCGCAGUUCCGCCGUCACCGACGCCAAGGAAGCGUCGCUGGAUUCGACUCAGAAGUCAUAUCCUCCCCCCCCCCCUUCCUCUCCUCCCCCAAUUCCCCGUUCCCUUUCCGAAUCCGACUCGCAGUUCCGCCGUCACCGACGCCAAGGAAGCGUCGCUGGAUUCGACUCAGAAGUCAUAUCCUCCCCCCCCCCUUCCUCUCCUCCCCCAAUUCCCCGUUCCCGUUCCGAAUCCGACUCGCAUUCCGCCGUCACCGACGCCAAGGAAGCGUCGCUGGAUUCGACUCAGAAGUCAUAUCCUCCCCCCCCCCUUCCUCUCCUCCCCCAAUUCCCCGUUCCCUUUCCGAAUCCGGCUCGCAGUUCCGCCGCCACCGACGCCAAGGAAGCGUCGCUGGAUUCGUCCGAGUGGUCGCUCUCGGACAAGCUCGUCGCAGGGCGACCAGCAGCCGUCGCAGGCGACGCAACGGGGUCGCAGGCGCGGGGCAGCGGCGCGGCGAGCGACAGCCACGGACGCGGACAGGGAGUAUCCGGCGAGGCAGGGCUGCACCGAGAGGGGGCCGCGGCGGAUGGGGGAAAAGGUUCCGCCAAGGCGAAAGAAAGGCGCGAGCACGUUUGUUACACUUCCUCAGCCCCAUGGAAGGGUCACACCCUGGUUCCGCGCAACCACCUUUCGCGCAGGGGUGGUGGUGGGCGGAAGGGGGUGUGCGCGGGUAGGUGUGCAUGGCGUCAUGUUCCGCAUCUCCUCCCCCCGAAUGCUCCCCUUUCUCCUUCCGCCCUUCCUCGGUCUUCUCUUCCCCUUUCUCUCCUUUCCCCCUUCUCUCUCUCCCCAUCAGCCCCAUGGAAGGGCUACCAUCUGGUUCCGCGCAACCACCUUUCCCUGGGGGGGGUGGUGGGCGGAAAGGGGUGUGCGCGCUGUGUGGGAGAGCGUGAGUGUGUGGCCCACGAUCUCCGUCCCCACUUCUACCCAUUCCCCAUGGAAGGGCUACCAUCUGGUUCCGCGCAACCACCUUCCCCCGGGGGUGGUGGUGGGUGGGAGGGGGUGUGCGCGCUGUGUGCGCGGAAGGGACUGCGGCAUGCGCGUUUGGAUCAACGCCCCGGCCACUUGGGUGCAGGUGGGUUUGGGAUGGGUGCAGGUGGGUUUGGGAUGGGUGCUGCUGGGUUUGGGAUGGGUGGUGGUGGAAAAAGGACGGAUGCAGGUGGGACUGGGGUGGAUGCAGGUGGGAAUGGGGUGGGUGCAGGUGGGAAUGGGGUGGGUGCAGGUGGGUACCACAUGGGUGCAGAUCUACCCCAACGCCAGCUGAUCUACCCCAACGCCAGCUGGUGGAAGAAGGACAUGACGCUUAUCCUCAAGGGCCCUGCUCUCUCCCAUGGGGACAUCUACCCCAACGCGAGCUGGUGGAAGAAGGACAUGACGCUCAUCCUCAAGGGCCCUGCUCUCUCCCAUGGCGACGUGCGCUGCCUCGACCCCCCUGCCUGCUCGCAACUCGACCUCACCUACCGCCUCUGGGACGUGGGACAGUACAAGCCAUUCCUGGGCGUAGGCUGCGCCAACCUGCAGUUCGCCCCCAACUACAAGCAGCACCUGAGCCUCAUCCCGUUCCUCCCUUUUCCACUUCGCCCCAUGCGUUCUCUCACUCUUCCCAGGGCAUUCCCGAGGGUAGGCUGCGCCAAUCUGCGGUUCGGCCCCAACUACAAGCAGCGCCUGAGCCUCAUCUACAGCCUCUCUGUUCCGUUCCCCUCACGUGUUCGUCUCCUCUCUCCCCUACCAGGGCAUUCCUGA